Aspergillus alliaceus is the source of this 2810-nucleotide messenger RNA. RefSeq names its product phosphatidylinositol-3-phosphatase YMR1. The transcript is spliced from 3 exons. Bases 215 to 2479 code for a protein of 754 amino acids. Gene Ontology annotation, molecular function: phosphatase activity. Lineage: Eukaryota; Fungi; Ascomycota; Eurotiomycetes; Eurotiales; Aspergillaceae. Gene Ontology annotation, biological process: dephosphorylation. The record is from RefSeq and is a predicted model, not a curated record.
AUUAUCUCUUUCCUUAAGGACCCCCCGCAGAGUUCGUGCCAGAGCUGCUCUCUUUUACUUUGUUUUACCUUCUUUCCUGACCUCAUUAACUCGGCACACCCACCUGCCACGAGACUCUGUUGCUACAGGUGCCUCAUCCUGUACAGCACCUGUGCCAAUCUGUUCCCUCGACGCCCAGUCAUGAAGCUUAUGCGGAAAUAGCAACGACAAAGGCAUGGAGAGAACACGGGUCGCUAAGGUUGAAGAUGUGACCUUGGCGCGGCGUGGUGAACAGGUUGUUGGCACCCUCCACCUCACCCCUCAUCAUAUCAUCUUCUCCCAUAUACCCUCGUUGCCGGAUGGUGCGCAACCCUCGGUUACACCCAUUAGGCCAAAAGAGCUCUGGAUAACUUAUCCUAUCAUCUCCUUCUGCACUCUCCGCCCCACUCCGGCUGCAUCCCGUCAACCAUCAUCGAUCCGUUUACGGUGUCGUGAUUUCGCCUUCGUUUGCUUAUACUUCGGCAAUGAGUCAAAAGCUCGUGAUGUGUAUGAAAGUAUCAAGCAGUGGACAUGCAAGCUUGGACGGAUCGAGAAACUCUACGCUUUCACAUACCAACCACCACCUCCCGAGCGGGAGUUGAACGGUUGGGAGUUAUACAAUCCACUCAAAGAGUGGGCAAGACAAGGUGUAGACCAGGAUAACCAUGGCUGGCGUAUCUCUCGGAUAAAUACGGAUUAUGUGUUUUCACCGACGUAUCCUGCCCUCCUCCCGGUUCCGUCCACCAUUUCCGAUAAUACACUCAACUAUGCUGGACGAUACCGCUCCCGGGCAAGAGUGCCCGUGCUGUCGUAUCUUCACCCUGUUAAUAACUGCUCGAUCACGAGAAGUUCACAGCCCCUGGUGGGUGUGCGUCAAAACCGAAGCAUCCAGGACGAGAAGCUAUUAGCGGCCAUUUUCUCCACCUCCCGUUCAGAGAGGCCACUAGCAGACUUUAAUCCAAUCCAUUUAGACCGAGAAUCUUCUGGUUCGACACAAAGCGAUGCAGACAAUGAGGCUGUGGCUGAUUUGACAGGGACGGAAGAAUUGGAAGACGAGAUGUUGACUUCAUUCCGCGGAGACUUGGACAGCAAGAACCAGAUAUAUGGUGCUCAACAGCACAACUUGAUUGUUGAUGCACGGCCGACGGUGAACGCAUUUGCGAUGCAGGCUGUCGGUCUCGGUUCAGAAAACAUGGACAACUAUAAGUUUGCAACCAAGGCGUAUCUGGGGAUUGACAACAUCCAUGUGAUGAGAGACUCUCUGAAUAAGGUGAUUGAUACAUUGAAGGACUCAGAUGUUACGCCACUAGGACCAAACAGAGAUCAACUUGCACGGAGUGGAUGGUUAAAGCAUAUAUCUGGUAUCCUAGAUGGUGCAGGCUUGAUAGCCCGCCAGGUUGGCCUUCAACACUCGCACGUAUUGAUACAUUGCUCAGAUGGAUGGGACCGUACCAGUCAGCUUAGUGCGCUAAGCCAGAUAUGUCUUGACCCCUAUUAUCGAACCAUGGAGGGCUUCAUGGUGCUGGUGGAAAAGGACUGGCUUUCCUUUGGGCACAUGUUUCGGCAUCGAUCUGGUCACUUGAACAGCGAGAAAUGGUUUCAAAUAGAAAAUGAGCGGAUCGGAGGAGAUUCCACUCGUGGUUUUGGAGAGGGCGGUGGUGCAGGUAAAGCUAUUGAAAAUGCAUUCCUUAGUGCCAAAGGGUUCUUCAACCGAGAUAACAUAAGCCGUGACUCUCUUCCGGAGUCCGAUGGAGAAAUGCAAAGCUACGACUCUGACACUCCGGGAAUCAAGAAGCCUAGCUCUGUUCCAAGAUCGGUGACCCCCGAGAAGGAGGUGACAAAGGUAAAGGAGACUAGUCCAGUGUUUCAUCAAUUCCUUGAUGCAACUUAUCAACUGCUGUAUCAAUACCCGACACGGUUCGAGUUUAACGAGCGGUUCUUGCGACGGUUACUCUAUCAUAUUUACUCAUGCCAGUAUGGCACGUUUCUCUAUAACAGCGAAAAAGAGCGGGUGGAGUCGAAGGCAAAGGAACGCACCCGGAGUGUAUGGGACUAUUUCCUCGCCCGGAGAGAACAAUUCGUUAACCCGAAAUACGAUCCUCACAUCGAUGACCAUAAGCGUGGGAAAGAACGCCUCAUAUUCCCACGGAUUAGUGAAGUUAGGUGGUGGAAUGAGGCAUUUGGUCGAACCGAUGCGGAAAUGAACGGUGUCCGUUCGACCAGUUCUAGCCCUUCUACAUACCGCGAGAACAUUGAUACGGAACGAUCGCCGGUGCUGACAGGCAUUGAGACAGCCCAGCAUUCUGCCACCAAUAGCACAGGAGCUAAAGGGACACAAAAUGCUGCCUCAGCCGGCAUGGCGGCCGUCACGUCGGGGAUCACAAAUCUAGCUUUCUCCAAGUCUAGAGAGAAUGGGCAGGAUCUAAAAAGGGUGGGUCAGUUUGAGGUUGAAAUGCAAUGAAAGAGUUAAAAAAUGUUUGAUAUCGGGUUAUAUUCCUAAAUCGAUGUAUCUAUGGAAGCCGACAGGGUGGUUGUGGGCAUAAAUCUCUCUACUUGUGUGCUUGGUGUGUCAUUUUCGGCCCUUUGAAAUCUUUCUUCAGAUGUUUUCUAUAUGAGUAGAGGUACGACAAGGUGAACGGUAAAUUAGGGAGGUUUAUGAUUUGUCCUGGGAUGGCGAGGGAAAGGAGCAUUGUAGUAGCGACAUGGACUCCCAUUGUUUCACUGACUUUUUAGGCCAUGGCCCGAGCUCUUUGCCUAAAGUGGAUUAAGACUCCAUAUUAUGAUGCCUGAGG